UAUAACGGCCAACAACAAUAUAGUAGCCAACAUGCACCUUGGCACACAAGCCCCGGUCAACACCAAGACUCAAACAACUACGCUACAGAUCCAACGGGUAUGUCCUCGGCACAAUGGGGCGGUGGCGGCGGCCAACCGAUGAUGCCACCCCCGCCUAUGAUGAGCGCGGACAUGAGUAGUGCAAACUACUCCUCAGGGCCAACAGGUCCUGCCUUACCACCACCUCACCCAUCAGUAGCCCUUGGGUUUAGUAAAAGCACCUUCACAUACGACGAGCUAGCAGCCGCGACAAAUGGCUUCUCCAAGGAACGAUUGUUGGGUCAAGGAGGGUUUGGUUAUGUCCACAAAGGGUUGCUACCUAAUGGCAAGGAAAUAGCCGUGAAGAGCCUUAAGUCAGGGAGCGGCCAAGGCGAAAGAGAGUUCCAAGCUGAAGUUGAGAUCAUUAGUAGGGUGCAUCAUAGACAUCUUGUAUCCCUUGUGGGUUAUUGUAUUGCAGGAGGUCAAAGGAUGCUUGUUUAUGAGUUUGUUCCUAACAAUACCCUUGAGUUUCAUCUUCAUGGUAAAGGUCGUCCGGUCAUGGAUUUCAAUACGAGAAUGAAAAUUGCGCUUGGAUCUGCCAAGGGCCUAGCUUACCUUCAUGAAGAUUGUCACCCACGAAUUAUACAUAGAGACAUUAAAACCGCAAACAUUUUGAUUGAUAAUUGCUUCGAGGCCAAGGUUUGCACAUCGCACAUUCUUCAUAUACGUAAUUCGAACAUUACAAUAUUUGCUAAUUUGUUGCAACUUGACAUUAUAAGAGAUAACAUUUUCAUUCAGGUGGCUGAUUUUGGCUUGGCUAAGCUUUCGUCGGACACAUUCACUCAUGUGUCAACGCGUGUCAUGGGAACAUUUGGGUACUUGGCACCAGAAUAUGCAUCAAGUGGAAAAUUGACCGAGAAGUCUGAUGUUUUCUCAUUCGGUGUCAUGCUAUUAGAGCUAGUCACGGGCCGUCGCCCUAUCGAUCCUUCAUCUGAAGAAGAGGAUAGCUUAGUAGAUUGGGCUAGACCACUUAUUGCACGAGCAAUGGAGGAAGGAAAUUUCAGUGGACUCGUCGAUCCACGUUUAGAAGGUGAAUUUGAUUCCGAAGAGAUGAUGCGUUUGAUCGCAUGUUCUGGCGCAUCCAUAAGACAUUCUGGUAAAAGGAGGCCGAAAAUGAGCCAGAUUGUAAGAGCAUUAGAGGGUGAUGUAUCAUUGGACGACUUGAAUGAAGGAGCAAAGGCUAGAAAUGGUAGCACACUAGUUGGCUCUAGUGGCGGUAGCUCGGACUAUGAUACCGUUUCAUACAACAAUGACAUGAAGAAGUUUAGACGAGCAGCGCUUAACAGUACAGAUUAUCCAAGUAGUGAGUAUGGAGCAACUAACGAGUAUGGGCAUACCUCCGGUUCUAGCGCCGAGAUGUCGUCCUCAAUGCCCAAAAGGACUAGCCCUUCGCCGAACCAUUUUGUCUAGAAGGGAGGUUACAUAUUGUACAAUUUGAAUAACACUUCGACAAUGUGGCAAGACGUUCUACUCCAGCAAAGGAAUAAGGAAGGGAUGAAUUGGGAACGAUCAGAUUUUUCGUGAACUACUGUAUAUUUUUUCAUUGAUAACCCCAUUCUUGUUGUUCAAGUGUAACAUAACUUGAAACAAUUACGUGAUUUAGGUGUCUACUUAAGAUUUGUUUUAAUGUACGUUUUCAAUCACGUUUUUUUUAUUGAUAGAGAGAUUGUAGUUUUAUAUAUUGUGUUAUGGAAACAAGUUGAUGGUUAAAUGAAACAUAAAAUAUGAUUUAUUCUUUUUUUUUUUUUUUUUUUUUGUAAGAUAUAAUCGUCAAACAUAUACUUUAUCUUUGUAAAAUAAAAAAAACAUAUACUUUAUCAUUUUCUUUUAAAAAAACAUAUACUCUGGAUUUCAUUGAUAAACCUAUAUUCUCACCCCUAAUAUUAUUGAUAAAUGUUCAACUUUGUUAACUUAUUGAACUAUCUUACAAAAAAAAAAAAUGGACUAAAUUAUACAGUACAUAUAUGGAAUUUCUUUUUUUCCCUAUAAGAGGUAAUGUUAUGAUGAUGAAAGUAAAGACAAAUCAAUAUAGUUAGGGUUAUGUAUUGGAUUUGUGUGGAAAAGAAAUAACUAACAAAUACGUAGUAUGAAAUAUAAUAUGAGAAAAUAAAUAUAAUAAG
Molecule: messenger RNA, 2198 nt
Organism: Chenopodium quinoa (quinoa)
Lineage: Eukaryota; Viridiplantae; Streptophyta; Magnoliopsida; Caryophyllales; Amaranthaceae
Product: putative proline-rich receptor-like protein kinase PERK6
Exons: 6
Coding region: 100-1488 (462 amino acids)
Biological process (GO): protein phosphorylation
Molecular function (GO): ATP binding; protein kinase activity
Source: RefSeq, a predicted model, not a curated record